Beta vulgaris subsp. vulgaris (sugar beet) is the source of this 1218-nucleotide messenger RNA. RefSeq names its product GDSL esterase/lipase At5g41890. Bases 5 to 1126 code for a protein of 373 amino acids. NCBI's taxonomy places the organism in Eukaryota, Viridiplantae, Streptophyta, Magnoliopsida, Caryophyllales, Amaranthaceae. The transcript is spliced from 5 exons. Gene Ontology annotation, molecular function: hydrolase activity, acting on ester bonds. The record is from RefSeq and is a predicted model, not a curated record.
GGACAUGAAUAACCCUCCUUUGAGCUACUGCUCAUCUUUAGGGCUACUAGUCUCUUUUAACAUUCUUUGCCUUCUAUUUUUGCCUUGUAUUUCUUUAACUUCAUUCAUAUUUGGUGACUCGUUGCUUGAUGCUGGAAACAACGAUUAUCUCUUCACCCUCUCCAAAGCGGACUCUCCUCCUUAUGGUAUAGACUUUUCGGCUUCCGGCGGCCAGCCCACCGGGAGAUUCACUAACGGUCGUACGGUUUCCGAUAUUAUAGGACAGUUAUUAGGAGCCAAAUCUUUUCCUCCACCAUUCCUAGCUCCGAACUCCCAAGAGAACGCGAUUCAUGUUGGAAUAAAUUAUGCCUCUGGAUCAGCUGGAAUAUUGGUUGAAACUGGAUCAAUGUUUAUAGGGAGAAUUCCACUACAGGAGCAAGUGGACUACUUUGAGCAAACAAAAGCUCAUAUAGUUGAGAAAAUGGGAGAAACAGCAGCAAAUAUUCUCCUAAAGAAUGCAAUUUUCUCAAUUGCUAUUGGGUCUAAUGACAUCCUCAACUAUAUACAGCCAUCUAUACCAUUUAUUGGGCAGGAAAAGGUUGAACCAUCUAUGUUCCAGGACUUCAUGCUCUCUAACCUGACCAUGCAACUCAAGCGAUUACACAAGUUAGGGGCGAGCAAGUUCGUUGUAGUAGGCAUUGGACCGUUGGGAUGCAUACCCUUUGUUCGCGCUAUCAAGCUAGUUUGGUUCAAGAAUUGUUCGAAUGAGGUGAAUGAGUUCAUUCAAGGCUACAACAGAAAACUAAACAAGGAGCUAAGUUUACUGAAUGAAAAUAUGGGACAGGAAGCUACCUUUGUUUAUGGUAACUCCUAUGAUAUAUUCAUGGGUAUCAUAUCUAAUUAUCUUCACUAUGGAUUUGGAAAUGCAAAGGAUCCAUGUUGCGGUGGAUAUUUUCCUCCAUUUAUGUGCUUCAAAGGGAAGGAUAUAAGUACAAGUUCUCUUCUAUGUGAAGAUAGGUCAAAGUACAUUUUUUGGGAUGCAUAUCAUCCAACUGAAGCUUUCAACUUAAUCAUGGCCAAACAAUUGCUUGAUGGGGAUCAAAGGAUCACUUCUCCAAUCAAUAUUCGGCAGCUUUACCAAUACUAGGUCGUCACUACCUAAUUGUUUGGGGAAGCUCAAGCUCAUAGAAUGUUGUACUUGGAAAAACUUGUAGUAGUAACUAAUAAUUGCUCUGAGUA